AUGGCGAAUGGCGUCGCGCUUACCGCCAUACCGUGCGGCAUCUCUCCCUCGCUUUCGACCCGCUCCAGCUCCGCUGGAGACCCGUGCUUCGCGGCACCGAACGCGCUGGCGGAUCGGGCAACGCCGUCGCGAGCAGUGGCGCCAGGGGUGGCGGAACGCUCGGCAGCUGCAGUCAUGCGGCAUGGCAAACUAGCGGAAAGGCUCAACCCAACGAGGCGCGGGAUCAAAUUCCGACGAACAGCAACUGCUGCCAUGAAAUCGACGAGUGGGAUCCGUCGUCGUCCGCUCUUUGGCGUCGCCAGCAGGUGGUGGUUUGCGCGGCGGGUGCUGCAGCUGGAGCGGGACGCGGGGCACGAGUGCCACCCCACGAGAGAGGAGCUGCGGGUGGGGUACCAUUGCAUGGCCGAGCACGACCAAUGGCUGCACGUGAAUGGAAACUGCUGGCAUGCUGACAUGCCGUCUGCGCAGCAGGUGGCCGAUCUGCUGCUGCAGUUCCCGAACCUUGCGUCUGUGCGCGUGCCACUGCGUGGUGACGUGGCUUUGGGCCCUGGUGACGUCAGGAUGGUGCUGGACGCGGUGGUGGGGCUGGGGGCGCUGAGGAGCUGCCACGUGCAGGCUGACGUGGCGGGAUGGGUGGAGCGGGAAAAGCGAUGUGGGCAGCGGGAUGACGAGGCGGAGGAGGAAGACAAGAAAGGGAUAGCACGAGAGCGAGAAAGGCGGUGGGCUGAAGAGGAUGGGUGGCUGGGAGGGGGGUUCCCAGAUCUGUUUCUCGGGCUCGAGUCUCGACUACAGAAGCUAACGCUGCUGCACACUCCUGGUGGCAGUGGCGAUGGCGAUAGGUCUGCUUGGCGUCUGUCGCAGCUGCAGGAGCUGGAGACCCCGUUGAGAGUGCCGUUUGAUGAUGAUUACGAGGAGUAUGAGAAGGGGCGAGGCGUGUGGAGCCAUUAUCUAGGGCUCACAGAGGAGGGCGAGGGAGACCGAUUCUCGUUCCCAAACCUCCGAGAGAUGAUUCUCACCAAGUGCUGGGGGGGUGCUAUGGAGAUUGACAUGGGUCCCCUGCCGAGCCUCACGCACCUGUCGGUGUUUUGGUCCGUGCGACUGCAUGGGAUCGACCAGGGAUGGUACUCUAAUCUCCGCUUCUUGCAUCUGUAUCAGCCGCUCCCGGAUUGCCACUGGGAAGGGAAGCCAGAGGGGGAGCUAGGCUCGCGGAAUUUCUUCUCCCUUUUGCCGAAGCUCCACACGCUAGUGGUCGAUAACUGCUGCCAGGUGGGCGGCAGGGAGAUGCUCGCGUCCCUGUCAGCGCUGACUCAGCUGCACACGCUGCGCCUCUCCAUGAUCCGGAAUGACAUGUGGACAUUAACGUCUCGCACCGAGGUCCCUUGGUGGGCCUGGGACCACGGUCUUGAGGCCUACUACCGGAACACUCAAGUGAGCCACUUAAAGCCCGUGAUUGCCUGCCCGGCGUCCCUCCGCGUGCUGCAGAUCACCAAGUGCGACCUGCCGUUCCUCCCAGACUCCCUCGCCUCUGCCACCGCAUUGACUGAGUUGACUCUGCACCACUGGACUAGCCUCCAAACAUUGCCAUCCUUCCUCGCCUCCUUUACUGAAUUGAGGAGGAUUCGGGUGACUGUGUGUGGUGAGAAUAAGCCGAGUGCGCCGCCCGGCUUGCUUCCCCUGUUGAAGGAUAGGAACUGGCUCCAUGCUGUGGACUGUGAUGGCUGUAGGGAUCUGCACAAGCGUGAGCCGUGCCGUGAAUGA
Molecule: messenger RNA, 1758 nt
Organism: Closterium sp. Yama58-4
Lineage: Eukaryota; Viridiplantae; Streptophyta; Zygnematophyceae; Desmidiales; Closteriaceae
Source: the annotation of a GenBank genome assembly